Messenger RNA from Hibiscus syriacus, 1261 nucleotides. Its product is annotated as putative ALA-interacting subunit 4. The coding region runs from base 125 to 1171 and encodes 348 amino acids. Lineage: Eukaryota; Viridiplantae; Streptophyta; Magnoliopsida; Malvales; Malvaceae. The transcript has 8 exons. Gene Ontology annotation, cellular component: endoplasmic reticulum; plasma membrane; Golgi apparatus. The record is from RefSeq and is a predicted model, not a curated record.
AAACUAACGUGCUAAAAACAAACACUCGUAUAAAAAGAUUAUAGUGUGGGGUUCGCAUAGGGAUCCGGGGGAAAGAAAAAAAAGAAGUGAAUUUUGAUAUUUUCACGACAAAUUUACAUAAUGGAUGCUAACGGAGCCACCACGAUCUCCGCCGCUGGUGGUGAUUCGAAUUCAAAAUCUCCGCCAAGAAGCAUUCAAGGAAACCCAAUAUUCUAGGUUCACCCAGCAAGAGCUUCCUGCUUGCAAACCAGUUCUUACACCUGGAUUGGUCAUUGCAGCAUUUACAAUCAUCGGAAUGGUCUUCAUCCCAUUGGGACUUGUAUCACUGUCCACGUCGGAGCACGUGGUGGAAAUUGUGGAUCGCUAUGAUGACAGUUGUGUUCCCCCUAAUUAUUCCAAUGAUAAGCUUAAAUUUAUCCAAAGCGCUCAUACUGACAAGUCUUGCGUUAGGAUUUUAGCCGUCCCUAAGCUGAUGAAAAAGCCUAUUUAUAUCUAUUAUCAGCUUGAUAACUACUACCAAAACCAUCGCCGUUACGUAAAAAGUCGGAGUGAUAAACAAUUGAGGAGCAAGGCAGGUGAGAAUGACAUAAAGGCUUGUACCCCUGAAGACAAAACAAAGAACGGUCCGAUUGUUCCCUGUGGCCUCGUUGCAUGGAGUUUGUUUAAUGACACAUAUGGGUUUUCAUUGGAUAGUAAGACGAUAAAAGUAAACAAACAUGACAUAGCGUGGAAGAGUGACAAGGAUCAUAAAUUCGGAAAGGAUGUGUAUCCGAAAAAUUUCCAGAGUGGAGGGUUGAUUGGAGGUGCAAAACUCAACUCCUCCUUACCGUUAAGUAAACAAGAGGACCUGAUGGUAUGGAUGCGGACAGCGGCUCUACCGUCGUUCAGAAAACUAUACGGGAGGAUAGAGGAGGACCUCCCGGCGAACAAGAAAAUAGAGGUGGUAAUACAGAACAAUUACAACACCUACAGUUUUGGGGGAAAGAAGAAGUUGGUGCUUUCAACCACAAGCUGGAUGGGUGGGAAAAAUGAUUUCUUGGGAAUUGCAUAUAUUAUUGUUGGAGGGCUAUGCUUGUUUCUAGCAGUGUUCUUCAUACUUCUUUAUGUUGUCAAGCCAAGACCACUUGGUGAUCCAUCCUACUUGUCCUGGAACAGAAGUCCAUCUGGCUAACCAUAUUAGGAUCAUUUGAUGCAUUUCAUAUAAUCUCACUACUCUUAUGUACCUGUCUUCCAAUGACAAGGAAAUUUUAGCAUUCAUUUC